AUGGGCCAGUAUCACCCGCCCCUUCCAUGUCCUGGUCCAGAUUGGGGACAUCGGGCCCUACCCGAUGAGAUGAUGCGGGCACGGCCUAUGGGUCCACCCGGUCCACAUGAUUUGGGGCCGGGAGGUCCGCCGUGGCAUGGGCAUCCUCCGCCCAUGGGUCCGGGACCAGGCUGCCCUCCUGGCUGGCCGGACGGGCCGGACAGGAUGGGGAUGUCGGAUGCAGGUCGACCUCCCUGGGACCGAUCUGAGAGGCCGAUGCCGAUGAUGGGGGGUCCGGCCCCCCGUCCUCACGCCCCAGGCGGUCCAAAUGGUCAAUGGCAAGGGCCACCGAUGUACCCUCACGAUGCAGGACCUGAUGCCUUUCGACCUUGGCCGCAGGCUGACGCGAACAGGCCGAUGAUGGCUGGCCCACCGGACGGUGUAGGCUACCACAUGCCAAUGGGGCCCGACGGGAUGCCAAGACCGCCUGCAGGCCCAGGCUGUCCUGGUCCUUGGGAUGCGCCAUUGCGCCCUUUUGCUCCACCAGAAGGUGUUUGGUCUCCCAGACUGGGUUCGAUGCCACGGGAUCCUAUGCUGAACCGGCCAGGGCCAGGGCUCUUGGAGAUGAGUUCGAGGCCGCCACUUGGGACGGCGCCGGGCCCUUUUGGACCUCUUGGGCCUCUUGGGCUCGGGCCGCCACUCCAAGCAGGGCCAGCUCCACCCCAGGCACAUGGUCAGCCUCAGCUCCAACCACGCUUCGGACCUGAUGGACAGGAGAUUAUCGAGAAGCCACAAUCUCAUCCCCAGCCAGGUGCUCCGGUCUGGGCGGCAAUGCCUGGAGGGCCGGGAGGCGAAAGCAUACGGCCUGUAGUGCCCAGGCUCGCGCUCGAAGCUUCCAUUCCAAAUGCCCCGAUUCGACACGCGGCCGUUCCUGCCGCGACAGCGGCAGCUGGCGGCCUGCAGAAGCCUCAAUCCGCCGCCGCCGCGCGAGCAGCAGAAGUGCCCGUGGCUGGGGCUCAAGAGCAGCUGCAGGAGCCAGUGGAGUCAGGAAGGCCAGAGCAAACGGGGCCAGAGUGGGCUGGGUGCGACCAGUCACCAGCAAAAUCGACCAGCUCGUCCCGUGAAGGAGGUCCAGACGCUGCCGGCCAGUCGGAGCAGGCGGAGGAGAAAGCCUCGCUUGCCCUAGGUGAGGAGAGGCGCAAAGUCGAGGAUGCAGCUGCAGAGGCUGCCCAGGCACUGCGGGCCAUAGCUGCAGAGGCUGAGGCUCGGGUCCAGGCAGAGCGUCAAGCAGCAACCGCUGAGGUCUUGGCGCAGAAGGCAUGCCACGAUGAGGCGAUGGCUCGGAUCCAAGCCGAGCUCAGCGAACUGAAGGCGCAGGCGGCAGCUCGUGAGACUAUGGAAGCUUCGCUCACCGGAGCUGCCAUGGCCCGGAUCGAAUCGGAGCUUGCAGAGCUCAAAGCCGAACAAGCGAAGGCCACGGCUCGCAGCGUGGAGACCAUCCCGUUCCCGGUGCAAUGCGAGCAGCCGGAGCAGGCGACCUCUCCUUCAGCGGCUUCGGCACCAAGCCCGGAAGCCUCCGCAGAGGCGAUCAAGCCAGUCCCUGAGAAGGCCGCAGAGACACCCAGAUCGUCUUUGGAAAAGACGGUAAUCAUAUGCGAAGAGCCUGUCGACCACAAGGGCUCGGUGGCAAAGGCUGACGUGAGCUUGGACAAAACUACAGUCGUGAACGAUGACUGCCUUCAUGAGUCUUCGGAGCGGUUGGAACGUGGGUCGAUGGCCAGCUUAGAUAAAACCAUCGCUGUUGAUGUGCCAUCUCCCAGCAAAGUCGCCGAAACCACAAAGGAAAAGGAGUCGCCCGAGCCAUUGCUUUUCGGGUCGGACGUGCUGCAAGCCGUCGAGAAAGCGCGAGCGGCGGUGGCGGAGCUGCAGCGGCGUGCAGGCAUCAAUCAGGACCAGGAGGCGUCAAGGAAGAAACAGGAGAAACAAUCGCCAGCCUCAUUGAUGCAGGCACCGUUUUGCCAUGAUACUGUCGGUCUGAACGUUCUUCUAUCCCAGGACGGGUACACUGCGACCCGCAGUUGCGGAUGCCGAGAGUCAGUGGCCGUAUGCAAAGCACCCCUGUCACAGCAGGGUGCAGGGUACUUCGAGGUGGAGGUUUGCCAAACAGUCGAUGGCUGGAUUGGUGGGCUGGGCAUCGGUGUAACGCAUUCCAGUCCGAGCGAUCUCAAGGAGCAGCGAUUGCCAGACAAAGCGUGGCGGGUACCGCGGUCAUUCGUUCUGGGCUAUGCAGGGAACAAGUACCUCAAUGGAAAGGAGGGCACGGUGGACUGGCAAUCGGACCAGCUGAGAGUCGGACAGCGAGUCGGCCUCCUUAUCGACGGUGGCAGCCUCUAUGUCCUUGUAGAUGGACAAGAAGUGGCUUCUGUGUCGGAAGUGGAGAUGCUUUCCGCCGGCCUUCGCCAGGAUGAACCUCUCUAUGGCAUUGUCGACAUAUACAACGCUGCCUUGUCCGUGAGGUUGCUGCCAGGAGCGGUCGUGCCUCAGAAAUGA
This is a messenger RNA of Symbiodinium sp. CCMP2456, 2529 nucleotides long. Lineage: Eukaryota; Dinophyceae; Suessiales; Symbiodiniaceae. The record is from the annotation of a GenBank genome assembly.